AGAAGAGAGAUGGUGAAAGAAACAGAAUGCAGGAAGUCAGGGGAACACAAGAGGCCAGGAUCGGAUGGGAUCCAUUCCAGGACAUGAAAGGAAGUGACUAAACUGAUACAUACCUAAUAAAGAAACACAAAUGGAGAGAGGAAGACACCAAGGACUGGUCUGAAGAAAAGGUAAUGGCAACAACGCAGAUCAGUAUGUCACAAGCUUCACUAGUCAAUGGCAGCAUCAGUGCUAAAAUGAAGAGAAACAAACCUCGUGUGAUGUCUAAAAGUGGUCACAGCAAUAUCAGAAUUGACAAGGUAGAUGGUAUUUACCUGCUUUAUCUUCAGGACCUGUGGACCACAGUUAUUGACAUGAAAUGGAGAUAUAAACUUACAUUAUUUGCUGCUACUUUCAUCAUGACUUGGUUUCUGUUUGGAGUAAUUUACUAUGCCAUUGCAUUUCUUCAUGGAGAUCUGGAAGAGAGCAGAUACCCUAACAAACAUGUCCCCUGUGUCAUGAAUGUAGAUUCACUAACUGGGGCAUUUCUCUUUUCUUUGGAAUCCCAAACAACCAUUGGUUAUGGCUUUCGGGUUAUCACUGAGGAAUGUCCUCAUGCCAUUUGUCUCUUGGUGGCUCAGUUAGUUCUCACUACGUUGAUUGAGAUUUUCAUUACUGGAACUUUCCUGGCCAAAAUUGCUAGACCUAAAAAAAGGGCUGAGACCAUUAAGUUCAGUCAUUAUGCUGUCAUAACCAAACACAAUGGACAGCUUUGCCUUGUAAUCCGUGUAGCAAAUAUGAGAAAGAGCCUCUUGAUUCAGUGCCAGUUAACUGGAAAGCUUCUUCAGACCUAUGAAACUAAAGAAGGAGAAAGGAUUCUGCUAAACCAAGCUAGUGUCAAAUUCCACGUGGAUUCAUCAUCAGAAAGCCCUUUCUUGAUUCUACCUCUGACUUUUUACCACAUUUUGGAUGAGAGCAGCCCCUUAAAUGACCUGACAUCCCAAAAUCUAAAGGAAAAGGAUUUUGAACUCAUUAUCCUUUUGAAUGCCACAGUAGAAUCCACGAGUGCUGUAUGCCAGAGCCGAACUUCAUAUAUUCCAGAGGAGAUCUUCUGGGGUUUUGAAUUCCUGCCUGUGAUUUCUCUUUCACAGAAUGGAAAAUAUGUUGCAGAUUUUAGUCAAUUUGAGCUGAUCAGAAGAAGCAUUGACUGUACAUUGUACAGUAUGGACCCUGAAAAGCAAAAAUUGGAAGAGCAAUAUAGAAAGGAAGACCAGAGGGAGAGAGAACGCAGAACCAUGUUGUUACAACAAAGUAAUGUCUGAUGGCUCACCUAUAACAAAUAAUAUUGUAUAUAACACUUUUAACUGAAAGUCGUUUACUCAAACAUUAUGAUUUUAUCAGAAUGCAUCAUUAAUUCUUUUUCAGUUUUUGUGUAACAUAUGCCACAAUAAUGGAAAGUGGAGGUGUAUUUUGGGAGUAUGGAAACCUGCCUUAAAUAUGAAUAAAACUGUUAUUGGGGCUAGCAGUGGCACACCAGAGUUCCAGAUAGGGAAUUUCACUAGUGCUAUUUAGAGCUGGAUCCAUGUCACCUACUGACAUCUUUCUCCAGUGCUGAAAUGAAAUAGAAUGGUUAGCCCAUUGACAUUGCCCUCCCAAUGACUUUGUGAUCUGUAUCAUUGGUGAUGAGCUACGCUGUUUUGUCCACCGUAACACAGGGUAGAAAGUCAGUAGAGUUAGUGGCUCUACUUCUUAACCCCUCCCUCCAUUCUUGCCGUUAGAGACAGGGUAUGUUUAGCAUGUCGAUCUCCAGAGCUAUACUAUCUUCCUGUUGGCUAGUGUUUGAUAUAUGAUUUUUAAUAGUUGUGCCUGAAGUUUGAUAUUUUGAACAUAUUUUCCAGAUAUAAAAAUCUACACUGGUGUUUGUUUUAGAUAUAAAUAGCAAUUUUUUAAAGUUUGUUGACAGAAAACAUUAUGAAUACUGGUACUUUGUACAGUGACACCAUGAUAUGAUGAAGACAGUUUGUGUGAUUCUGCCAGACUUCUUUUGUGUGGAUCUUAAUUGCCAUUUUUCUAAACUGACAUUUUUCUGCUUGUCCAGUUUAAAUUUGUACAUUAUUGAUAAUGCAUAAGAUCAAAAUCAGAAUGGAAAAAGAGGAAGAUCAAGCUUUGCUCUGAGUUCUCUCAUCAGCACAUUACUGAUUAAAAACUAUAUAGGAAUUUCUCACAUUUUUAUUUGUGUUCCACCCUUAUUAUUUUUAUAAGUAGAUAAAGGUGCAACCCUAUCCAAUACACUUUCCUUCUUCUAUUAUCCCCAGAAUAACAACC
This is a messenger RNA of Pseudonaja textilis, 2304 nucleotides long. NCBI's taxonomy places the organism in Eukaryota, Metazoa, Chordata, Lepidosauria, Squamata, Elapidae. The record is from RefSeq and is a predicted model, not a curated record.